Molecule: messenger RNA, 2643 nt
Organism: Closterium sp. Naga37s-1
Lineage: Eukaryota; Viridiplantae; Streptophyta; Zygnematophyceae; Desmidiales; Closteriaceae
Source: the annotation of a GenBank genome assembly
AUGGGCAUCUUGGCGUUUGAGGUGGCGGGGCUGAUGCACCGGGUCCUGGAUCUCUGGAGCCAAUUGGAGCCCGGACACGUGGCAGAGCUGAGGCAGCAGCUGCAGAGUGAGAACCUGGAGCGACUGGGAGUGGGGGAUUUCACCUUCCGGUGGCGCAUGGCAGGCCUAGAGUAUUACAACGAGCUGCUACUGCUGACAGCUGGCGUGGCAGCAAUGGCUCGGCAAAGUGGGGGGGCGGUGGGGGGGCAGGUGCAGCAGGUGCUGAGAGCGCAUGCGAGGAGGAAGGAGAAGAGGGAGAAGGCCGUGGGGAAGGCAGAGGCGGAUGAAGUUAUGAGGUUCCUGCGAGACCAUCUGGGGCCAACGGGCAUUCUGAAGCGAGAGAUGGAGGCACUUGAUGAAGCUGUUGCCAGCACGUCAUCUGACGGCGAUGCAUACUCGUUUGAGGACAAGCAGCCCACGCAGUCGUACCCUGAGGAGUACUUUGUCACCCAGGGGCAGAAGGUGCAGCAGCUGCAGCGGAGCUCCCUGUGGUCGCACAGCCUUGAGAGAAUGGCCAAGACCCUGGCGGUGGCGGUCGGCAUUCUUUGGCAGCAUCUGAGGGAGGUGUAUGGGUGGCCGGAUCCCAUAGGGCCAGACGACCUGGAGGGCACGGUGGGGCAGGCGGGACUGCCCAUGCUGUACGCGCGCGUGCUGGCUGCUGUCAGUCAAUUAGCUGUCACCAUGCCCGGGACACCUGCCUUCACCGACAAGAGAAAGGACCUCUAUCUCAUGCUCCCCACCUUCAUUCGCCACCAGCUGCACUCCCGCCUGCGCGUCUCCCGGCGGCGUCCCCUGGACGAGGUGUUGCUGGGGGAGCUGCGCCAGCUGGCAGCGCAGAUGUUCUGCUGGCUCAUGCCCUUCAGCCAGGCCACGCUGCAGUGGGUCAAUGACAGGUCUCACAGCGCCAGGGUGGCGGGGCGGCAGAGAGUGCUUCUGGUGCAGACCCUCCAUUUUGCCAACAAGGAUCGGUUCGAGGCCAUUCUAAUCGAGCUCCUCUCCUCGCUCUCUCUCGUCAUCGCAGCAUCCACACCCCCUCCUCCUCCCCCUCCCAUCCGCGCCCGCCCCUCCAAGCCUCCCUCCCUCGGCCGAGCCUCCAGCACCUCGCAGGCCCCUUCCCGAGCCAAGGCAUUUGGUUUGGGAUCGACAGCUUCGUACUCCAGCCGUCGCCGUAGCUCCCCUGCUCCUGUAUCGUCCGGCUCUCCCCUCGAUAACUUCGACCCGGAAGCAGCACUGGCAGAGGGAGCAGCAGAAGCAGCAGCGGCAGCGGCGGCAGCAGCAGCAGGAGAAGGAGGAAGGUCCAUGCCCUCUCGCAUCGCAAUGCCUCGUGCUGCCUCCGUUGCUGAAGUGCUUGACGCUCCCACUUCCUCCAUCUCCCCUCCUCCCUCCGCUGCUACCCUUGCUGCUGCAUCAUCUGACUCCUCUCACGUGACAGCAGCAGCAGCAGUCAGCACAUCAGCAACAGGGCAGCAGAAGAAGCAUAUGACUGCUUCUCUUGCUGCUGCUUCCGCUGCUACUCCCGCUGCUCCCUCUGCUGCCGCUGCUGCUGCAGGCAGUCCAGGUGACGACCACGCUGCCUUCCUGUCAGCCCUCCCGCGUCGCAGGCAAACCCACGCCGACAUUGCCGCAGCUGCCAUUGCAGCCGUCGACGCUGCAGCUGCUGGAUCAGCUGGUGCCUCCUCCACUCCGCCCAAGCCCACAGCAGCAGGCAAGCCCCCCGCGCGCAGGCGGGGGCGGCACUCGCGCUCUCUCUCCAUGUCCGAUAUCAUGCCUGCUCCCUCUUCCCUCGCAUGGCUUGUCGAUGACUCUGCAGCUGCUGGCAACGGUGCAGCAGGAGGAGCAGGAGCAGGAGGGAGGGGGAUGGGAGGAGGGGCGGACAGUCUGCCCAAGUUCCUGGAGGAGCUGGCGCAGCAUGGGUUUGUGGUGUCGGCGUUUGACCGCAGCGAAGGCCGUGUGCUGCACCAAGCAGCGCCGCUCUCCACCGCUCUCGCCGCUCCCGCACACCCCUCCUCCUCGCUCUUCCACAACCCUCCUGGCCGUUUGUUCGCUCCGGAAUCGGCUAUAGAUGGGCAGAGUAGAGGCAGCGGACGGGAGGGUGGAGGGAAGGAGGGUAGGAAUGACAAGGACAUGUCGCCUCUUGACCGGCUGUUGGCUCGCAUGCCGCCGCCCCGGCGGUUACAAAGAUCAACCACCCCGCCUGGUAACCGCAUCGAAAGAGCCAUGUCACCAAAGCCGGAUAGGCGCCGGGAGAGGGGGGGUGAUGUGGCUGUCAAGGAGGGAACUGUGGCGAAUGGGACUGGUGUGGAUGGUGUAGGGAGUGGCAGGAGUGGCAGCAGCAGGUUUAGCACCAGCAGCAGUGUUGCUAUGGAGAGUGGUAGUCGUGGUAAUAGCAGUGGUGGUGGUGGGAUUUGUGGGAGUGCCAAGGAGGGUGCAGGGGGGGUGUGCGACAGGAGUGGCAGUGAGUAUGGCACUGGGAAUGGGGUUGCGAGUGAAGAUACCCUUAAUGGGAAAAAAGGGGGUGAGUCAACUCAGUCGUGUGAGUCAACUCCAAAAAACGACAAGUUUGACAACCCACUGCCCCCACAGGAUGCCUUGGCUGUCGGCUGA